AUGGCCGACGAAGCCUAUCGAAGGGGCACAAUUUGCAAGCUUUCACGCCAGGAUUGCAACACUUUACGAUCCUCUAACCUCCCGUUCACUGAAGGCAUAAUCUCUUCAAGUAAUAGUGACUCCACUUUUGUUAACUCUCCGGGGGAAAGAUUUGCGGUAGCGGUAAAAACGUCUUUGGAAGGUUCCGACCCACAGGGAGAUCUAAUAUUGAACGUCCGGUCAUCGGAUAAAGAAGUUCAACAAUCUGGAGGAAAUCUAAAGGUCCUCCUUUCGGAGAACGUGCUUAAAAGUCGUGAUUUAUAUGUUGGCAAAACUGUCUGGGUGAAAAAAGUGAAUCCAAUUCCGCUGCAAAGGGUUGUAGUCGGGAUUUCCUCAGAAGAGACAUAUUUGUGGGCGCAGUCGUCCUUAGCAUCGUCUCUACUUAAAAGUUUGCCAUCAGGUCCUAUAACAGUAAGGGAAAAUGAUAUCCUCUGUUUUCAUAAUGAUCAAGUAACUGGCGAGAAGGAAGAAGGUUCUGAGGUAUUAAUACUACAGAAUGAGCCAGUGUCUCAGGGCUGUGUCACAUCAGAAACAUGUCUCGUCAUCACAAAGCUGGAAAAGACUGAAAUUCAACCUGCCUCUAAAAUCAGCGAAACAGAGUCUUUGGUAUUGUUGUCUGAUUCUCUUGAAACCUUCCUUGUCUCUGACUUCACUCGCAACCUUAUAACCCAAGGUCAACUAUGUGAUCAUGAUCAGCCUAAUGAGAAAACAAGUCAGGAAAAAACACAUCAGUUCAGAGUGAGCGUUUUUAAUAGUGAUAAAAUGAAUUAUUUAGAUUUGUGUCAAGGUGUAUCCAGUAGGGUCUAUGUGUCAGUGGAAACUUUGAUUGACUUGUGCUUGUUCAAUGGCAGUUGGGUCAAAAUUUACAGGGAUUCGACAGAUUUACAUGUGCAUGAUAAGCAAGAGGAGCAAGAUUCAGAAUCAAUGACUAUUAGCCAGCAAAAAUAUUGUGAUGAAAGAUUUUACGCAAAGAUCAAGUAUCAUCUUGUUCAACUUGUGGCUGUUGAUGAUGAGUCCACUACAAACAUUUCCUCAUUAAUAAACAGUGACGAAGUUGAAGAUAGAGUUUUGUAUAUUGCACCCUUACUCUACUUUAAUUUGUUUGGUAAAAUCACACCAAAUGUGAAUGAUCAUCCUCCUGUUUACAUUUCUCCAAACUUCAAUGCAACAGCUCUUCCCAAUGGAGAAUCAAAUACUGAAAGCACAAGUGGAAAACCACCAUUUGCUACAGAAGCUCACAUUGCGCUGAUACACUCACCUUAUUACAAAGUUGGAGAGUCAUUUGAUGGUGCACUGAUGUCAUAUUUCAAAGUGCCAAGGAUCCUAACUGUAGGAGAUGUAUUCUUUGUUUAUCAUGAUUGGCAAAGAAACACUGAUGCUCAGAAGAUGGCUAGUACAAGUGAUGAUCAGUGGCAGAGGGAUCUUGUUGUUUACUUUAAAGUGACACGCCUCGUCUGUGGGAGCAGUGAAGCCAAUUCCUGUUUUGUUGACGUUGAGCACACUUCUUUGUAUCAAGUAAGUAAAUGCAUACCAUCAAUAAAUCAACUUAUACAAAAGAGGAAGAUCAUUGUAGGUACCAAGUAAAGAAUUGUUUUGAAUUAGGAUACUCUGCUUUGUGUAUUACUUUCAAUUACCACUGCGAGAAGUUUGUAUUCAUGUUUUUAUCUUUUACUUUUUUGACAGAGAGGUUCUGUACACAGUUACAUACCAUCCGCCUUGACAUCAUCAAUUAGCCGGGGAAAGCGUUCCUAUGAUUUAAGAGCAAGUUACUGGGAGCAAAUAUCUCCUGCAGGAUUAAGAACUUAUACAGAUAUAUUAGAGAAUCUUGUGAAGCCCUACUUGCAUUCAAGGUGAACAAUCUUGUGUACAAACAUAUUAUUAAUGUCUAUUGUAUAUGUUGUGGUUCAAUUUUAUCCUUGGUUCAAAUUUUAUUUCCCUUUGUUUUGGGGUAUGCUAAUGUAUGAUAAUGAGACUGUUUAAAACAAAGGAAAAUAAAAUUUGAACCAAGAAUAAAAUUGAACCACAACAUACACUGUAUACACUGUAUUACAAAACCAAAAGCAUUCUACUGAUUAUGGGUUAAGUCUGAGACAUUGGGGAGCUUAUGCAACGGUGCUUUUGAGCGAUACGCGUCAACCGAAAGCGGACUUUUUUUAUUCUUGGGCAAUGUUUUUGCCAACAUUUUUGUGCAAAUUGUCUGUGUAAUGUUUUCAAAAUUUGGUAACGUCAGUAUUUUUAAUCAAAAAGGCCUUACUUCAGUGAUUUGUAUAAGAACGUUCAAAAUGUUUUGUUCCUAUUCAAAGAGCUGUGAUUUGAAAGAAAAUUCAUCUACAGCUGUAGUCAUUACCUCUUUGUUUUAUGACACUGCUAUUCAUGUCCUUACAUCAAGUAAUGUUAUCUGUUAUUUAAACGUGAUGAGUUAACAAUACUUUUUCUGUUUUGUUACAUUUUUCAGUGACAAAAAACCUCUUUCUCCAUGUGGGAUUCUUCUGUCUGGUCCCCCUGGAGCUGGUAAAAGGACAGUUGCUAGAGCAACAAGUAGAAAGUUAAACGUGCAUUUCUUGGGAGUCAGUUGCUACGAACUGAUUGGAGAGUCAGUAGCUGCCACAGAGGCAAGGUUGAAGAACCUGUUCCAGAAAGGUCUCUAUAAAAUUAAAUUAAUUUUAUUUAAGCUCGAUAGCGUGAGGAGUGGUUGCCCAAUCUCCCGAGCCCAGGGCUCAUGUAUUAAAUGCUCGAGCAUUCCGGAUCGAAUUGGAAUUUAGAAAUGUUGGUUUUUGCGGAGAGGGGAAAACCGGAGUACCCGGAGAAAAACCUCUCGGAGCAGGGAAGAGAACCAACAACAAACUCAACCCACAUAUGACAUCGAGUCCGGGAAUCGAACCCGGGCCACAUUGGUGGAAGGCGAGUGCUCUCACCACGGCGCCAUCCCUGCUCCCCUAAAAUGCUAUGCUGCCUUGUUUUCCCUUGUUUUGUUUUCUUCUUAUUAAAGUCGCUAUAAUUAUUGCAGUUGUAAUGCCAGGGUCAACUGAGCAGGCCAUGUAUAUAGUCUUGUUUGCAGUCUGUAGAAAAGAAAAAAUGAAAAGAAAAUGAACAUGCUUUUAUGGAAAAAUAAAGGGAAAAAAGAUUUCCUGGUCUCAGUAUGGUACAUUCCUGAAACAGUGGUAGUCUUUUCACCAGAGCCUAAAUAAGCUAAGAAAUAUUUCAGGACAAGUAAAUUUUAAUUCCUUCAAGUAAAAUAAAGCUUCACACACAACCGAUUCUUUUUUACUUCAGGUUAUUUUCCCACACAACAAAAUUAAGAUUGAUUGACAUGUCUCGCUUUUCUCAAAGCUCAAGAAACCGCAAAACUGCAAGUCAGCUAAGUCAGUCAUAAGGAUGUUUUUCAAGUCGCUUGAAACUUUCUUGGAUCGUUUCAACUUUCCGACUUUAAUGAGAUGCAGAGCAAAGUUACUUCAGAUUUUACUUAGGCCUUCUCACACAAAUUUUUGGUUAAGUAAAACCUAGCUCUCUUAAGUCUUACUUAACAGCCUAGUGUAAAGACAGCGAGUAAAGAGUCUUCUUUUAUGAGCACAAUAUAGCAAAGAACAAGUUCAUAACACAUUCAAUAAUUAAUAAAUUUUAGUGAUAAUUAACUUUGUAUAAAUUAAGGCUGAUCUUUUUUUCCUCCUUCUGUAGCCAUUCUAAGUUCUCCCUGUAUCAUGCUGUUACAAAACAUCCAUGCUCUUGGAAAAGACAGAGAGGGAAAUGAGGAUGAACCAAGGAUAGCUGCCACUUUGAUGAACUGCAUCAACAACCUUAAGGACAACACUGAUUGGCCAGUAGUUGUCAUAGCAACUUCAUCUUUUCCAAAUGACAUCACUUCUGACAUGUAUUCUUGUUUCCUUCAUGAAGUGAAACUUGAGGCACCCACUGAGAGUGAACGAUAUGACAUGCUGGGUGGAUUGGGGGGCAUGGCUUUUGUCGGGAAUGAUGUGUCAUUUGAGCAGUUGGCCAAAAGAACAGCAGGAUUAGUGCUGGCAGAUUUUGUUGCACUCUUUAGUUAUGCCUCAAGAGCUGCUACACGGCGCUUGUUGAAUGGGUACAGUACAGCAGAAAACCGUGGCCAGACCUGGUUUCCAUGGCAACAGGAGCAAGAGCUUAGCUCAAUGGGCAUCAAACUUUGCAAUCAGGAUUUUGAGGAUUCGCUGGAUGUCCUCCAGUCUUCAAUGUCAGAUGCCAUUGGAGCUCCCAAGAUUCCAAGUGUUAAAUGGGACGAUGUUGGAGGCUUGGCUGAAGUGAAGGCUGCAAUUUUGGACACAGUCCAGUUACCUCUGCAGCAUCCUGAACUGUUUGCUGCUGGGCUAAGGAGAUCAGGUAGAUGAUUUUUUUUAUUCUUUAUUCAAAAUAUUUUGUGCUUUAAAAUCAAGCUAAAACAUGCCUAUAUGGAUUGAUGUUAAGUUCCCCUCUUCAUUUGCUUGUUUCUCGGAAAGUUCAGAAAAUAAGGGAUGUUUAGCUUGGCAGAAAUUCUCCAAAACAGUCGUCUGUCGAGUUGUAUUCUUGUUGCUCUUGCUAUGUUUAUAGGCAGUAGUUCUGCUAUUUCUUCUUCGCAAAAUGUGUGAAAUGUUCUGCCAUUUUGUACACUCUACCAAAACAUCCAUUUUUUGUGGCAUUUAUGCUGCCCUAUUAACAUCAUUUUCCACAUCUCACAAACGUCUUCCAAAUUUGGUCAACACUAGCUGUUUAUGAAUAAUUUGCCAUGGAAUUUAAGCCAAUCAGAAGCAGAGAAAUAUUUUGAAUGAAUAAUAAUCAGUUUUCUGUGAAUAUUUAAGGCUGUUGUAGAUUUCAGUUGUCUGAGAUGGCUAAGGAACAGAACUGUCAUAUUCUGAUCUAUUUUUUCACGACUCUGAAAAUAGAUUGGCUGCUUUACUUGACAAGUGAAUUGUUUUUACAGGUGUUUUGUUGUAUGGGCCACCUGGGACUGGGAAAACUUUGCUGGCCAAAGCAGUUGCUACAGAAUGCUCAUUGAACUUUCUCAGGUAUUCACCCUAUUAAAAAUUAUAGGUCUGCAAUGUGUACAUUUCCUUGUGUUUGUUUUUUGUUUGUUUGUUUGUCUUUUCCAUUGAUCGGUAGAUUAUACAGCUGGUAAAGAAAGUUGUACUUAUUUUGGGACCCACAUAUACACUAGGAAUUCUGUUUAUCUACUGUUUUUUUUUUUACGGAACAUUUUUCACAAGUGCAGAUGCCAUUUUGAAUUCCUUCAAAAUUUUGUCAGAUAUUUGCUAAUCUUCAAAAGCAACAUCGUCCUGCUUGGGUAAGCAAAAUGAAGGAGCUUCAUUUUGAUUAAUGUGCGUACUCUGUAAGAAAUUUAUUAAAUUGUUUUUUUACACAUGCUUUCCAAUUUAAAGGAAGUCGGUAAAUGCAUUUUUGCCUUGAUGGUAAUCCCUUAAGCCCUCAGGGUGAUUGGUAGCUAAAGAUUUUUAUUACAACGACACAACGACACUGUUUCAUCAAAGAUCAAACAUAGCAGAUAUAAAAUCAGAAAGUGAAAAAGGAUCUUGAUUGAUGAAUAAAUUCUCCCCAUCAGGUUUAUAAGAAAUGUACAGUGUAUGCGUAAGUGUGGAGAGUACGCUUGCGUAUUAGGGUUCAAAGACGUCUAAUUCUGUGGUCAGAUUUCUGACUCUGAUCCUGUGAACUCAAUCUUAAAAUAAGAUAAUGCGAUGCUCUAUGACUAAAUAAAACUUUUAACUAGCACGUUUUGUCGUGUACUGAACCAUAAAACACAGUUUUUUUUUCUUUUAUGUCAGUGUAAAGGGACCAGAGCUUAUCAACAUGUACGUGGGUCAGAGUGAACAGAACGUCCGUGAAGUGUUCACGCGUGCGCAGAGUGCUCGACCAUGUGUGAUCUUCUUUGAUGAGCUGGACUCGCUGGCCCCUAACAGGGGGAGGAGUGGGGACUCCGGUGGUGUCAUGGACAGGUAGAACAAGGAACCCAUAACCUUGCCCAAGCGAGUAACUUUCAUGUACUCUUGUAACGCCGUUUUCGACGACCAUUUUCCAUGUAUUUUAAAAGUGGUUUGGAGCUAGUCUAGAAUAUCUUUUAUUCCUACCUGUACAAUUCAGUCAGCAAAACGGAGCUCUGAACGUGCUCUUAGAAAAUAAACCGGUUCGUGAAAACGCUAUGAAAUAGGCCUAGUCAGUAAGUCACCACCUCCUGGUUACGGGCUCCAAUAUGAACACAUUUCUCCAGUUAGUUUUUUGAUCAGUGAUUAAAAAGACAGCUGCGUGCAAUGUUUUGGUGUGGUAAUGAAUUCUGUAGUUAAGCCAACAUUGGAUGCCCAGCCGUGUCUAAAUGUUGUGCUCCUUCUUUGUUUGUCCCUUAGAGUUGUGUCCCAGUUGUUAGCGGAGCUGGACGGGCUUCACAAGGCUUGUGACGUGUUUGUCAUUGGGGCCACAAACCGACCUGACCUUCUGGACCCAGCACUGUUGAGGCCUGGAAGGUUUGAUAAACUCCUUUAUCUUGGAGUCAGCGAAGACCGUGAAUCACAACUGAACAUUCUUAGAGCUCUGACCAGAAAGUAAGUACUCGGCGCGUAUCCUGACCUUACUUUUGCGUUAAGUUGGUGGAGGGCCGAGAGGCACCUUCUGACAGAAACUAAGACUCUUGCACACACGGGUUUAGUUUAUGGUAAAAUGGGGGGCGUUGCCCCAAACCCCAUCCUUGCCCCCAUUUCCCCCAGAUCUGCCACUGUUACUUAGCACAAAGCUGUUAUUAAAGUACAUGCAGAGCGGGUUAAUCAGUACAGAAAAACUAGAAAAACCUUGGACCCCCUUUGGAAUGUUUCCAAUAAUUUUUUAAAUAAUAUAUUCAUGGGGUUUAUUCGUAGAAAAAAUACGUUAUACCACGCUUAAGAAAGGGAACUUGUUUAUUAGAUAAUCGAAAAGCAUAUCUUUUAGUCGAUGUGGUAGACAGAACAGUAGAUCUGAUGAUACUUCAGAUACUUAGACAUUCCAACUUCUUAUCAAUUUAAUCCUGUGCACAAUUCAAAUUCUCUUGGGUAAACUUGAGGUAGAGGGGAAAGGUUAAAUGAGAUCCCUCUUGAACCUGCUAUGUAUGUCCCGGACAACAGAGCGAUAUGUCAAUGUAUCUGUUGAGAAUGUAAAGUUCCUUCGUUCUUUUCUAACAGGUUUUGUUUGGAUCCCGAUUUGCGGUUAGAAAAGGUGGCCGCCCUUUGUCCUGCGAACUUGACCGGGGCAGACUUUUAUGCUUUGUGUUCAGAUGCAAUGUUACAGUCUGUCAAAAGAAAGAUUGAGAUCCUUGAACAAGGUAUGAUAAUAGUAUUCCGAAUUGUAAACAGCCGUUUAUACCUGAGUCGAAUCUCCAUGUGCGACCUCUUCGCGUAAGCAACCACCUCCCAUAAACGACCAACCGUCCAAAACGCUAAACUUUUCCCAGUCAAGGCCUUACCUCUGGAACCUGUCGUUAACAACCACUUCCUGUAAGCGACCGCGACCACUUUUCGGGGCUGACAGUUUCAUUUUAACCUUUUUUAACCGACCACUUUACGCAUGGUGGUCUGAUGUUUGUUGGCUCUGCGUUUUGUGCUCUCAGAGUGUACGAAGACCUUAAUUACAACAUGUAACUACACAUGCAAUAAAUUAUCUACCAUCAAGGAGAAAUGUCCGGGCCUCUUCUUGGAAGAGACCCCUGUGGUUCGAUUCUUGUAAGCGACCGCCACCCGUAAGCGACCACUAAGUCUUCGCUUUUUGGCUGGUCGCUAACGGGAGGUGAGACUGUAUUCUUUACUCGCCUAGGUACCUACCAGAAGGGGUUGACAAACUACUACUUCUCUACAAACCCUGGAGUUAUUUUUGAACUGUAAUGUCACCCUGAAAAGGGGGUGUUGUUCUGCAGUAGUGUUCACACUGCCAAGGCAAUUCAAAUUUUACCCUAGACUGAUGCGUUGCUGCACCUGUAGCGUGAUUCUCAACAGAUCGUCGCCGAAUGACUUUCGUUGUUUGCCGAAUGACUUUCGUUGUUUGCCGAAUGACUGUCGUUGUUUGUCGAAUGACUUUCGUUGUUUGUCGAAUGACUUUCGUUGUUUGCCGAAUGACUUUCGUUGUUUGUCGAAUGACUUUCGUUGUUUGCCGAAUGACUUUCGUUGUUUGCCGAAUGACUUUCGUUGUUUGCCGAAUGACUUUCGUUGUUUGCCGAAUGACUGUCGUUGUUUGCCGAAUGACUUUCGUUGUUUGCCGAAUGACUUUCGUUGUUUGCCGAAUGACUUUCGUUGUUUGCCGAAUGACUGUCGUUGUUUGCCGAAUGACUUUCGUUGUUUGCCGAAUGACUUUCGUUGUUUGCCGAAUGACUUUCGUUGUUUGCCGAAUGACUUUCGUUGUUAGCCGAAUGACUUUCGUUGUUAGCCGAAUGACUUUCGUUGUUUGCCGAAUGACUUUCGUUGUUAGCCGAAUGACUUUCGUUGUUUGCCGAAUGACUUUCGUUGUUUGCCGAAAGUAAACCGAAACUAAGGAUAUGUUCACACAAUACCGGAUAGCCCGAGGUGGUGGGGGGUGGGGGGUGUUCCCUUAUACAAGCCAUAUAGGUAUGUGCCGCCCCAAAGGGUGUGGUUUUUUCGCCGUUUUGGUCUGAAAACGGGCAUAGACUUUGCCUACUUUGGUCUGGAAUCCGGUAUGGUUUUCGAGAAAACUACGGGACGGUAUGAAAGUAUUUAUCGUCGUUUCCAGUUCCAAAUGAAUAAGAAGGAAAGAGGAUUAUGCGAAUUCGUAGUGGGUUUUAAGAGAUCUUUUUUGUUGGCGUUCUUCUCUAAGUAAUGAUGACACAAUUUCCUAGAUGCCAGGUCUGAAAACGGGUGUGAAAAAUGACACUUUUUGAACUGGUCUGAUCCCCUCGGGCCGGAUAGUCACAAGUGACUUUGAAAAUUUUUUGUGUCCUCUCUCUGUCAUCGCAAAAAUCCUAAUGUUUACGUUACUUUUUUAGACUGUUUUAACUGUGUCUCACUGUCUUAAAGACUGUCCUUUCCGUCUCUGUUUAGGACAUUCGUCUCCCGACGAUUGCGGCGAGAUACAAGUGACUGAAGCAGAUUUUCAGAAAGCGCUAGAUGCUCUUGUUCCUUCCGUUUCCCUUCAGGAGCUUAAAAGAUACAAAGAUCUGCAGAAUCAGUUCACAAUGGAUAAUAGUCACAAUACCAAGAAAUAAUUAGAGGUUAGUCAUUUUAGCGAGUUCAAACAUACGAUGCAACACUUCAUACAUACAAGGGAGCAGUAACAGUGAGUGAAAGACUGAGCAUCAAUUCUUCAUACCCUGCUCAGUCAAAAAAAAAACUGACAAAAUCGUUUACGCGGGCAAUUUUAUUGUGGCGCGACAAGAGCAGUGGUUCAAACUCAACUUGUCCAUCGCCGAACGUGUUAUUAGACUCGAUUGGCGCGAACCUUUUCUCUUACGACAUCUUUGUUACAAUUCGUUCUUGAUGAUGAUGUUAGAAACAUCGAAACGUCGAAUAACGCGUUACUUUUAACUUUUCUUGUUUCAUGCUUUAACAAGGAACUGACCAUUCGACUUGUCCAUCAUUUCAUGAAAGUGUGAGUUAGUUGUUGCAAACGCAUGUGCUUGAAUAGUAAAUCGACCAUUGCUUUUAUCUCUUAUUUUAAUGAGAUGCCUCGCCCUCUGAUUGUCACCUAUUGUCACCUAUCUACUAUGACUUCCCUCUCCGGAGGUGAUUUGGUUAAACCGUUUUAUGCAUAUCACUGCCAACAGCAGUUAAAAUUAAAAUGUAGGAAAAACACCAGAUUUAGUUUGUCACACGUUCACUGGUCAUAAAACCUGGAAGAAAACGAAAAAGGUUUUGCCAGCUUUGUCAAUAAUGAAAAAUAUGCAAAAUGGAGAAAAAUUUAGACGCAAAAUCUCGUGUAAAAUUUUCACAUAAAGAUACGUUUCGUCUUAAGAACGCUUUUGACUGAAGAAACGUAUUGUGUUGCUAAAUUUCUUAGCCUCUGGUAGUUUAAGUGAGGAUCUCGUGUACAGAAUUCAAAGUUAGAAUCCAUUUGUACAGCAUAAUAAGCAUGCAGUAUCGCAGGUGAAACUGCUCAGUAGCUUGCAUUUGAAUGGUCAUACUUGAAGAUUUUUACCACUAAGUUCAAAACCAUGAUCAAAAGCACGACCGUCGAAUACGGCUCAGAGGCGCUCAGUAGCUUUUAUGCGAAAUGAUUUAAACUCUAAGGUAUGCAAACGAUGACAUGAGCCAAAUACAGCUAGGGAAUCACAUGUUCCUCAAAUUCCUCGUAUUUUUCCUAGUUCCCUACAUCUUCUUCUUCUUUUUGUAUGACUCAUUGAAUGGCCUGUCAUAUCCUGUCAUCUAAGGUUGUUUUUAAAUGAACUGUUUUUCCGCUAGGCGAAGAACGGUCAACAGUGCCCACAAGGAGUUUUGAGUGUAGC
Molecule: messenger RNA, 10465 nt
Organism: Porites lobata
Lineage: Eukaryota; Metazoa; Cnidaria; Anthozoa; Scleractinia; Poritidae
Source: the annotation of a GenBank genome assembly